AGCUCCAGUUCACAGGAUGGGUUGCUCAAAAAGUUACUAGCUGACUUCAAUCAGAUGGUUGAAUAUUGUGAAGGAUCUGGGUGUCGGCGCAGAAAGAUUCUUGAGAGUUUUGGUGAACAGGUUUUGGUACCUGCAUCCCUCUGUAAAAACUCGUGCGAUACAUGCAAACAUCCAAACCAGGUUGCCAGGCAGUUGGAGGAGCUUUCAACUACUUGUGUUUCUCGUCAGAGAAACCAGUUCUCCAGAAUCCUGAUGCACAGCGCGGUAGAUAUGAGUGAUGAAGGACAGUAUUCUGAAUUUUGGAAUCGUGAUGAUGAAGCGAGUUGUUCGGAGGAAGACAUUUCUGACUCCGAUGAUGGCAUCGAUGUUAGGAAGAGCUCAACUAUCUCAAAAUUCAAAUCAGGAGUAAAAGACAAAAUUGAUUUCUGGGAGCAUGCUGAGGAAAACUACAACCAGAAGCAAGGCUUAGAUAGAAAGAUGAAUAAAGUGGACAAGAAUGAAGUAUCGGAAGAGCUGAGAGAAACUAGCAAGCAAAGAUUGUUCAAAGCCUUGAGGCUGGCUCAGCAACGUCUUGGCUCUUUAAUGAAUGAAAUUGAAGAGUCGGCUUCUUCCCUCGAGAACGACUGCUAAAAAUAUGGAAAGAGCAGGAAGUCAUUUUAUCUUUCCCAAGUGGCAAACACUGUAAGGUGGCUCUCAACAACCAAUUCUACAGAUCUGACAAAUCGGCUCAGAAUCAGUGAUAACUCGCCUUCAGAGAUUAUGCCACCUAAACAAGAACCUUCAGGCUCAGCUCCAUCUUCAGUCAACCAGGUAAUAAUGGAGGCCAUAAAUGAAGAAGGUCCUAGUGUCAUCAGUUCUGCUUGUGUUUCCUCGGGGCAAAGUUCUACUACUACUGCCGCAAGUCUGCCAGCAAUUCAUUCCUUCUCUGAGUUUAUGAAAAGCAGGAAGGCAAAGGAUAGAGCAGUUGAUAAAUUGCCGGAGACAGCUGAGAAGAAUAUAGAGAAAAGAAUGAGGUUGCAGUAGGAUCUCUGUUCAUGAAUUUUGCUCAUAUCAAUUGCCUCCUUGAGCUUAGAAGCAUUUGCUAUCAACUAUAUGGCAAUUCUGUUUAUUGAAUUAUACGUACGGUUUGAUUGCCAAAACUGUCAUUAUGUGAGGAAACCUCAUUUUGUCCGCGGUUCCAUUCGAGUUUCAUAGUUGUGCCUUA
This is a messenger RNA of Eucalyptus grandis, 1204 nucleotides long. Its product is annotated as ATP-dependent DNA helicase Q-like 3. Lineage: Eukaryota; Viridiplantae; Streptophyta; Magnoliopsida; Myrtales; Myrtaceae. The record is from RefSeq and is a predicted model, not a curated record.